AUGCAAAANAAGUAUGUCCAAGGUUUAAAAGUAAAAGAAAAUAUGAAAUUUAUACCAGUGUUGGAAUCUAAACGAAAGACGGGUUUCAUUGGAUUCAUUUUAUGUUUGCAUUCUUUGCUAAAAUUGUACUCUAGGUUAGUUGAACCUGGUUAUUUAAAUCAUAUUCCCGUGUAUAGGUUGAGUCAAGACCACAUAGAACUAUUUUUUGGAAGUGUAAGAGCAAUGGGAGGGCAUAAUAAUAACCCAACUGCUAGGCAGUUUCGAUGUGAACCAUGUUUAAUAGCUUUAUGUGCUGUAAAUAAAGAAGAUUUCUUGAAUUCAUUGAUUACAUUAAAACAAAAAGGUGGUAAUAAAGGUGGAUUGAGCUACCCUAGUGCUGAUCUUCUGAUAGCCCUGAGAUAUUAUGCUACAGGUGCUUUUCAGGCAGUUUUAGGUGAUCAUAUACAUGUCCACAAAUCGACAGUUUGCCGUGUCAUUAAAAAAGUUUCUGAAGCUAUUGCAUUUCUAAAACCUAAAUAUAUACAAAUGCCAAGAUCACAAACUGAAAUCGACUUAGUUCAACAUGAUUUCUUUUUAACACGUAAUUUUCCAAAAGUUAUUGGUGCAAUUGAUUGUACCCACAUAAAAAUUCAGUCUCCCAAUAGUGACAUUGGAGAGAAAUUCCGUAAUAGAAAAGGAUUCUUUUCUAUUAAUGUACAAGCAGUGUGUAAUAGCCAUAUGCAAUUUAUAAAUAUUGUAGCUAGAAUACUCUUUGUAUCUUUUAAAUUUUUGUAUGCACAUUUUUAUAGGUGGCCUGGUUCAGUUCAUGACUCUACAAUAUUCGACAAUUCAUUAUUACGAGCACAGUUUGAAAACAAUGAGUUUGGAAAUUCGGUUCUUGUAGGUGAUGGGGGUUAUGCUUGUAGAAAUUAUAUGAUGACACCGCUUGGAAAUCCUACAAGUGAAUCAGAACUACGAUAUCAGAAAGCUCAAAUUGGUACUAGGAAUGUCAUAGAGAGAACAUUUGGUGUAUGGAAGAGGCGGUUCCCAGUUUUAUCUCUAGGAAUACGAACCCAAAUACAGACUACUCUUACCACAAUUAUUGCUACCGUAGUGUUGCACAAUAUGUUAAUUGCAGCAAAUGAACCACUGGUUAUAGACGAAACACUACUUACUGCUGAUAUGCUGGAUCAAGUUCCAGUAUUGCCUGUUCGACAAGCUGGUAAUGCAGUACAAAGACAUUUAAUUGAAACUGUGUUUAAUUGA
Myzus persicae (green peach aphid) is the source of this 1245-nucleotide messenger RNA. RefSeq names its product putative nuclease HARBI1. The coding region runs from base 1 to 1245 and encodes 414 amino acids. NCBI's taxonomy places the organism in Eukaryota, Metazoa, Arthropoda, Insecta, Hemiptera, Aphididae. The record is from RefSeq and is a predicted model, not a curated record. The transcript has 6 exons.